Molecule: messenger RNA, 2475 nt
Organism: Artibeus jamaicensis (Jamaican fruit-eating bat)
Lineage: Eukaryota; Metazoa; Chordata; Mammalia; Chiroptera; Phyllostomidae
Gene: RHOT2
Product: ras homolog family member T2
Exons: 18
Coding region: 121-2073 (650 amino acids)
Biological process (GO): small GTPase-mediated signal transduction; mitochondrion transport along microtubule; regulation of mitochondrion organization
Cellular component (GO): mitochondrial outer membrane
Molecular function (GO): calcium ion binding; GTPase activity; GTP binding
Source: RefSeq, a predicted model, not a curated record
UGCUGCCUGAGGAUGAGGCCGGAAGUGCGGGCUUGAGGAGAGCGCGGGCGGAGAACCUUGACCGGGCUCCCGGGAGUCGGGGCUGGGGCAGGGGUCGGGCUGCCGGUUUUGUGGGCUGCCAUGAAACGGGACGUGCGCAUCCUGCUGUUGGGCGAGGCCCAGGUGGGGAAGACGUCCCUGAUCCUGUCGCUGGUGAGCGAGGAGUUCCCCGAAGAGGUCCCACCCCGAGCAGAAGAGAUCACUAUUCCCGCGGACGUCACCCCAGAGAAGGUGCCCACUCACAUCGUGGAUUCUUCAGAAGCUGAGCAGACAGUGGAGGAACUCCAGGACGAGAUUCACAAGGCAAAUGUGGUGUGUGUGGUGUACGAUGUGUCUAAGGAGGUCACCAUCGAGAAGAUCCGAACCAAAUGGAUCCCACUGGUGAAUGGAGGGACUGAGAAGGGGCCCAGGGUCCCCAUCAUCCUGGUGGGCAACAAGUCCGACCUGCGGCCAGGAAGCUCCAUGGAGGCUGUGCUGCCUAUCAUGAGCCAGUUCCCGGAGAUCGAGACCUGCGUGGAGUGCUCAGCCAAGAAUCUGAGGAACAUCUCAGAGCUGUUCUACUAUGCCCAGAAGGCUGUGCUGCACCCCACAGCUCCACUUUAUGACCCCGAGACCAAGCAGUUGAGGCCUACGUGCACCCAGGCUCUCACGCGCAUCUUCAGGCUCUCGGACCAGGAUCUGGACCAGGCACUCAGUGAUGAGGAGCUCAAUGCUUUCCAGAAAUCCUGUUUUGGGCAUCCCCUGGCCCCGCAGGCCCUAGAGGAUGUGAAGAUGGUGGUGCGCAAGCACGUGGCAGGAGGCGUACGGGAUGACCGGCUGACCCUGGACGGCUUUCUCUUCCUGAAUACACUCUUCAUCCAGCGCGGCCGCCACGAGACCACGUGGACCAUCCUGCGGCGCUUUGGCUAUGACGACACGCUCGAGCUGUCCACUGACUACCUCUCUCCUCCGCUCAACGUGCCCCCUGGCUGCAGCACGGAGCUCAACCACUUUGGCUACCAGUUUGUGCAGAGGGUGUUUGAGAAGCAUGACCAGGACCAUGAUGGUGCCCUGUCGCCAGAGGAGCUGGAGGGCCUGUUCAGUGUGUUCCCAGUAGCCCCCUGGGGCCCUCAGCUCCUGCAAGAAGUCCCAGCUGAAGCAGGCCGGCUGCCCUUGCAUGGGUACCUCUGCAAGUGGACCCUGGUGACUUACCUGGAUGUGCGGCGCUGUCUGGAGUACCUUGGCUACCUGGGCUACCCCACCCUCUGCAAGCAGGACUCCCAGGCCCACGCCAUCACAGGUGGGCACCCACCCUCACAAUGUCCUGGCCCAGCUCCUCCCUGGCAGCCCCUCACUCUCAUUUAUCCUUCCCACCUACCCACAGUAACCCGUGAGAAGAAACUGGACCAGGAGAAGGGACAGACGCAGAGGAACGUCCUCCUUUGCAAGGUGGUGGGGGCCCAAGGAGUGGGCAAAUCUGCCUUCCUGCAGGCCUUCCUCGGCCGUGGCCUAGCGCAUCAGGACCCUGGGCAGCUCCAUAGGAGGCCUGCUGUCUACGCCAUCAACACGGUGCGAGCCAACGGGCAGGAGAAGUACCUCAUACUAUGUGAAGUGGACGCAGACAGCCUGCUGUCUACCGCAAUUGAUGCCACCUGCGAUGUCGCCUGCUUGAUGUUUGAUGGCAGUGACCUCCAGUCCUUUGUGCUGUGUACCCGUGUCUACAAGCGCUAUUACAUGGAUGGGCAGACGCCCUGCCUCUUCGUCUCCUCCAAGGCUGACCUGCCUCAGGGUGUCUCACUGCCUAGCCUAUCUCCAGCUGAGUUUUGCCGCAGGCACCGGCUGCCCGCCCCCACUGUGUUCUCCUGUGCCAGCCCAGGAGAGCCCAACACAGCUAUCUUCACCCAGCUUGCUACCAUGGCCUCCUUCCCGUACCUGGUCCAUGGGGAGCUGCACCCCACCUCCUUCUGGCUCCGGCUGACACUGGGGGCUGUCGGGGCUGCUGUUGCUGCCGUCCUCAGCUUUUCACUCUACAGGGUCCUGGUGAAGAGCCGAUGAGGCCCUGGUACCCUGCAGUCUGGUCUCAGGGCCCCGGGGUGCUGAUGUUGGGCCACCUCGAAGUGUUUCCUUCUGUCUAAACGUUUCUGAGGGCAGACUGCCCACUGCCCAGCCCCAACGGUGGGCUCCCAGGUGCCUUUGUGGGCGUGGUGUGUAGAGACUGAGGUGAGGAAGCCAGUGACCUCAGACCUGAAUUCUCAGGGCUCCACCCUUCCUGGUCCCAGGCAGCCAGUGGGUAUGAGGGGGGUCAGAGGGCAGAGCUUUGAGCCAAAGGAGGUGUGGGCAGGAAGUGGCUGGUCCCUCCCCCUGCCCCUGGAAGACUGGUUCAGGGCUGCACCCCUUGUGGAAGAUGUGAGGGUGGAUUUCCUGAUUAAACUUAAGUCUUUUCCAUCUUGGACCAUA